This is a messenger RNA of Gasterosteus aculeatus aculeatus (three-spined stickleback), 1118 nucleotides long. The record is from RefSeq and is a predicted model, not a curated record. Lineage: Eukaryota; Metazoa; Chordata; Actinopteri; Perciformes; Gasterosteidae.
CGAUGUCGGUGUCCCCGCCCCUCCCUCACACUGUCUCGUCUCUACCAGACGGAGUUUGUGAGGAGUGCCCGUGCGGUGGGGGUUCUUAGGGCCGUGUGCUCCCUCUGCCUAGCCAUCAUCCAGGUAGUGGUCAUGGUCCAGCCGUCCUGGGUCGGCACUAGAGAGACCCAACACCUGGGGGGGGCAGGGCCUGUCCCGGCCAGCGGCACCCUGGGACUGUUUGAGGUGUGUGUGGAGUCCGACUGGCCGGUUCUGGACUGCCGUGGUGGUCUCUCCAGUCUGUCCCCUCUGCCGUCCUUCCAGUCGGUGGCCAUGUUGGUGGGAGUGUCUGUGUGGGCGGUGUGGACCAGUGUCCUCUGUCUCUGUCUCUUCAGGUUCUGCAGCGGCGCCACGGUCUAUAAGAUCUGUGCCUGGCUGCAGCUUACUGCAGGCUUCUGUCUGGCGUUAGCUUGUCUAUUGUUUCCAGACUCGUGGGAGAGUCCAGAGAUGAGAGCUCUGUGUGGAGACUCUGUGGGCAGCUUCUCUCUAGGUAACUGCUCCGUCCACUGGGCCUACAUCCUGGCCAUCCUGGGCAUUUUGGACGCCGCCAUCUUGGCCACGUUGGCCUUCGUCCUUGCCAACAGACAGGAUGCCCUGCUGCCUCCGGACGCCAAGGAGGUGACCACAGGUCUGCUGAUGUCGGCGUGAAGUCACCAUGUGAGUCUGUCCUUCACUUUAACAGUUUUCACACCUUUCUGUGUCAAAUCUUUCUCCAAUUAAACAAAGAUGAAACCAAAGUAAUACUUUUUGCUAACAAGGAUGAAUGAUUGAAAGUCAGCGCUGAACUUCAAUGAUCACUGUUGUUAAAAACCACAAACCAAGCCAGUUACCACUUCAGCCUACUAUCACCUAAAGAAUAUACUGAGGAUUAGAGGAUUUAUGUCUCAACCAGAUGUAGAAAAACUUGUCCAUGUAUUUAUCUUCAGUAGAUCUUCAGUACUUCUAAAAAGUCAAUCAGAAAGCUACAGCUCGAGUCCUCAUAGGACCAGGAAAGUGGAUCACAUCACUCCAGUUCUCAGGUCUUUACACUGGCUUCCUGUCAGAGAGUUGACUUGAAAAACCUGCUGUUGGUUCAUAAA